Condylura cristata (star-nosed mole) is the source of this 2145-nucleotide messenger RNA. RefSeq names its product hyperpolarization activated cyclic nucleotide gated potassium channel 2 (gene HCN2). The annotation marks the transcript as partial. The transcript is spliced from 9 exons. Gene Ontology annotation, biological process: potassium ion transport; transmembrane transport. NCBI's taxonomy places the organism in Eukaryota, Metazoa, Chordata, Mammalia, Eulipotyphla, Talpidae. Gene Ontology annotation, cellular component: membrane. The record is from RefSeq and is a predicted model, not a curated record. Gene Ontology annotation, molecular function: voltage-gated potassium channel activity.
CGCGGCAGCCAAGCUAGCUUCAUGCAGCGCCAGUUCGGCGCGCUCCUGCAGCCGGGCGUCAACAAGUUCUCGCUGCGGAUGUUCGGCAGCCAGAAGGCUGUGGAGCGCGAGCAGGAGCGAGUCAAGUCGGCGGGGGCCUGGAUCAUCCACCCGUACAGCGACUUCAGGUUCUACUGGGACUUCACCAUGCUGCUCUUCAUGGUGGGAAACCUCAUCAUCAUCCCCGUGGGCAUCACCUUCUUCAAGGACGAAACCACCGCCCCGUGGAUCGUGUUCAACGUGGUCUCGGACACAUUCUUCCUCAUGGACCUGGUGCUCAACUUCCGCACGGGCAUCGUCAUCGAGGACAACACGGAGAUCAUCCUGGACCCCGAGAAGAUCAAGAAGAAGUACCUGCGCACGUGGUUCGUGGUGGACUUCGUGUCCUCCAUCCCCGUGGACUACAUCUUCCUCAUCGUGGAGAAGGGGAUCGAUUCCGAGGUCUACAAGACGGCCCGCGCGCUGCGCAUCGUGCGCUUCACCAAGAUCCUCAGCCUGCUGCGCCUGCUGCGCCUGUCCCGCCUCAUCCGCUACAUCCACCAGUGGGAGGAGAUCUUCCACAUGACCUACGACCUGGCGAGCGCCGUCAUGCGCAUCUGCAACCUCAUCAGCAUGAUGCUGCUGCUGUGCCACUGGGACGGCUGCCUGCAGUUCCUGGUGCCCAUGCUGCAGGACUUCCCGCGCAACUGCUGGGUGUCCAUCAACGGCAUGGUGAACCACUCCUGGAGCGAGCUGUACUCCUUCGCGCUCUUCAAGGCCAUGAGCCACAUGCUGUGCAUCGGCUACGGGCGGCAGGCGCCCGAGAGCAUGACCGACAUCUGGCUGACCAUGCUCAGCAUGAUCGUGGGCGCCACGUGCUACGCCAUGUUCAUCGGCCACGCCACCGCCCUCAUCCAGUCCCUGGACUCCUCCCGGCGCCAGUACCAGGAGAAGGUCUGCUGGGGAGGCGCGGCGGGGGUCCGGGCACUCCGACUGCCCCGCUCUGUGUCCAGCACAGGCCACGGGAGCGUGCGGUGGGUGCGGGGACGGUCCGAGCAGGUGUCCCGUGGGGCGCUGUGUGGCAGGCACGCGGUGCGGGCUGUCCGCAGCAGGCCACGCGCGCUCCUGUGCACGCCUGGCCUGAGGGGGCGUGGCCACGCGGCCCGCAGCACCAGGAGCGCGGCUCUCAGGCCGAGACGCAGCCUCCCCCUCGGCAUCGGGGUGGGCGGGAUUCAGACCCGAGUGGCCCAGGCCCCAAGGUGCCGCCACGUGUUGUGUGUGGUCCUCUUCGUGGACGUGGUCUGCGCCUCAGGCUGUCUGCUCCGGGCGCCCAGCCUCUUGGCACCCCGAGGGUCCUGCCGUGCUCGGCACCCCAGCGGGCCCUCUCUCCCACGGGCCCCUGCGGAAAUCGUCAACUUCAACUGCCGGAAGCUGGUGGCCUCCAUGCCGCUGUUUGCCAAUGCUGACCCCAACUUUGUCACGGCCAUGCUGACCAAGCUCAAGUUCGAGGUCUUCCAGCCGGGGGACUACAUCAUCCGCGAGGGCACCAUUGGCAAGAAGAUGUACUUCAUCCAGCACGGCGUGGUCAGCGUGCUCACGAAGGGUAACAAGGAGAUGAAGUUGUCCGACGGCUCCUACUUUGGGGAGAUUUGCCUGCUGACGCGGGGCCGGCGCACGGCCAGUGUGCGGGCCGACACCUACUGCCGCCUCUACUCUCUGAGCGUGGACAACUUCAACGAGGUGCUGGAGGAGUACCCCAUGAUGCGACGGGCCUUCGAGACAGUCGCCAUCGACCGCCUGGACCGCAUUGGCAAGAAGAACUCGAUCCUGCUACACAAGGUGCAGCACGACCUCAACUCAGGUGUGUUCAACAACCAGGAGAACGCCAUCAUCCAGGAGAUCGUCAAGUACGACCGCGAGAUGGUGCAGCAGGCGGAGCUCGGCCAGCGCGUCGGCCUCUUCCCGCCGCCGCCAGACGAGGUGGCUGUGGAGUCCUGCCCGCCCCACCGGGCGCGGUCCGCUGACCAGUUACGGUUUUUAAGUGCAAUACUGGGCCCGCCAGCUUCCGCUGCCCCGCUGCGCUCACGCAAUAACCGGCCCGCCCCGUCCACACGCAUCCCGCGGUGA